Messenger RNA from Miniopterus natalensis, 2383 nucleotides. The record is from RefSeq and is a predicted model, not a curated record. Lineage: Eukaryota; Metazoa; Chordata; Mammalia; Chiroptera; Miniopteridae.
AUAUAACAAAUGUAAAUAUAUAACAGAUAUGGCAUCAGGCUCUAUAUACUACCAUAUAAGCUUGUUUUUAAGCUACAAAAUGAAUCUAUUCAAGUGUCCAAAUAUAUUCCUACAACAUAAUUUUUAAUACUUGCACGGAUAUUUUAAUCGAUGAAUUACUUAACCAAGUACCUAUUGCUAAAAAUUUCAAUUGUUUUCUACUUUUUGCUGUGAAAAACUUCCUGACAGCAAAGUCUUUAAUGACAUUCAUCACGGUCUCUUGAGCAUAAAUUCUGAGAGAGAGAGAGAGAGAGAGAGAAAGAUUCGAAGAUUCUGUACAUUUUCAAGGCUUUUGAUACACAUCAGCAUUUUGCUCUCUAUUAAGGUUGUGUGAAAUUAUAUAAAAGAUCACUUUUUCCCACUUACUUUUCCAAGUUAGUCACCCCACAAAAUCUGUGAAAUCAGAAUUUAUAGAGAGAGAGCAUUUAGAGUAAUACAUGUAGUAAGUUUUCUUUUCAUUGGAAACCAGUCCAAAAUCAGAAUUUCAAGAAACCUCACUUGUCCACAAUGAGUCUUUGGUACAGCCAACUGCUUUAAACAAUAACAUUUUAAGCCAAAUUUCCAAUCUAAGUCUGCCAUAGUUGUGGAAAUGUGGUCGCUUACCAUUCCAAAAUGACUUUAUUAAAAAUUAAUGUAGUUCUCUUUUUAAGAUGAUAAUUGGGCUAGCCUUGUUAAAUGACAUCUUACUUCAGUUUCCUGGAGAAAGGAAUCCAUUUGCCUUGACCAUGACGGAAGAAGGUUAUUUAAUCAAACAAAGGGAAAACCAUCAUUACCAUGGAAAUAUGGGUCCAGGUGUAAAGUAGCUUGGCUAAAAUGGGUAAUCACCCACUCACACACUUCCUCAAUGAAAAACAAACAAGAACAAACAAAAACCUUUACAGUGUCAACCACCUCCAAAGAAGAAGGGAAGAUAGCUGAGUGUAAGUUUUAAAAUACUGUCAAAACCAUACCUAGAAGUAAAGAAAAUGUAUGGCACUACAAGAGAGAAGUCAAUGAAACAGAAAAAUACUCCUCCAUAUCCAACCCCCAAGAGGACUCUAUGAAAGAAAUCAGAGGCCUGUGAAAUGCAGGCGGGGAUGGAAGCGCUGGCUUGGUUUUAAGUAAAGGAAAGGAUAGCUGGGGAAUAUCAACAUUUCCUAUGGGCAGCAGAAAACCAAGCCGCCUUAGUCUUUUAUUUGAUAAGUGCCAUGAUCAACUGACCAACUCUGUUUUUGAUCUUUUUUGAGAUUCAGGAAAAUCAAAUAAAAAGAGAAAAUAUCCAAAUAUGGAAGCGUAAUUUAACAAGAUUAACCUUACAAUCAAAUAAUCAUAAUCAUUUGAUCAAUGUCUAUGAUUAACUCAGUUCUUGGAGGAUCACUCUUAUGUAAUAGUGUUGGGUGAGAGUAUAGAGAGUCACACCGCCUUCAGUUCUUUCUGAAAUACUCUGCAUUAGUCUUGCUAUGACGAUUCUAUAGUAUGCUAUGGAUCAUCCCGGCACCUGAGAAUUUCCAAAGUCAGCGUAGUCACCCAAAGUGUAAAAAAAAAGCCUCAGAGGUAAAGGAAAGGGGCUGAAACCCUGAACAUCAUAAUGACAAAUAAGAAAACUCCUCCCCACUGAAGAUAUUCAGGUGUAUAAAAGGCACACAAAGGCACCUUUAGACUAGAACGGCGUCCUUAACCUUGAGUCUUACGAAUCUUUUGGCUCAGGAGGAAAAUGAACACCAUGCCUGAUGUGAUUCGACAGCGUCUGUGGCCUGCGUGCCUUGUGGGCCUGUUCUUCACAGGCACCCUCUCCCUGGACUGUGACUUGCUGCACACUCACCUGCGUAGAGUCAUCUGGCAAAAUCUGCGGCUUCUGAGCAGUCUGAGCAAAUCAUUUCCUGUGGAGUGCCUAAGAGAAAACGAAGCUUUUGAGUUGCCCCAAGAGCUCCUAUCCUAUACCCAGCCUCCGAAAAGAGACAUCAGGGAGACCUUUUAUGAAAUGUCCAUGCUGGCCUUCAACAUCUUGGCUCAGUCCACCUUCCAGUCCACCUGGGAAAAGAACCACCUGGAACAAAUCCAAAUCGGACUUGACCAGCAACUGCAGUACCUGGAACAAUGCUUGAGAGAAGAGAAGGAAACUGAAGACGAGGGAGCGAAGGAAGAGGGGGACAGGAAACACCCCGGAAUGAUGAUGCCCCAGCUGAGCAACUUAGAGCUGAGGAGGUAUUUCUACAGGAUAGGCAGUUUCCUGAAGGGCAAGAAAUAUAGUCGCUGUGCCUGGAAGAUCGUCCGAGUGGAAAUCAGAAGAUGUUUCUACUACUUCCAGAAAUUCAUAGCACUACUCAGGAAGAAAUAAGGUAGAUUUUUAAAACUAAAAUUCUGU